GGGUCUCUUUUUGCUUGUGAGAGACGGAGAUGGAGAUGGGUUUGGUCAAGAAAGAUGCUACUUGGUGGGUGUUUACGCUCCCGGUGUUUCUUGGGUCCGAGAAUAUUCUGGAUGGUUAUGUCUUGCUGGCACUUUUUAUGGCUUCUGUGGGUCUUGUGCUUUUGACUUGGUUUUAUGCUGUUGGCGGUGUUGCAUGGAAAAAUGGGAGGAACCAGAGAGGCAAGGUUUCUAUUCCCGGGCCUCGUGGUUUGCCCUUCUUUGGAAGUCUUUUUACUCUCAGCCGUGGCUUGGCUCACCGCUACCUGGCGUCUAUGGCUUGGAGCCGGGCAAACUCUCAGCUCAUGGCUUUCAGCCUCGGCUCCACUCCUGUAGUCGUCGCUUCUGAUCCGCAUACGGCCAGGGAAAUAUUGUCCUCUCCGCACUUCGCUGACCGUCCCAUUAAACAAUCGGCUAAGAGCUUGAUGUUUGAUCGAGCCAUUGGGUUCGCUCCCAGCGGAACGUACUGGAGGCUCCUAAGGAGAAUCGCUUCUACUCACCUUUUCUCUCCGCGACGUAUCUUAGCUCACGAGAGUGGCCGCCUGCUAGACUGCGCCACCAUGCUGCGUAGUAUAGAACACGAGCAGAGACACCGGGGAUUUGUUUCUCUCAGAAAGCACCUUCAGUUGGCGGCCUUGAACAAUAUCAUGGGGAGUGUCUUUGGCAAAAGAUACGAUCCGGUGCAUGAUAGCGUAGAGCUUGAAAAGCUUGAAUCAAUGGUGAGAGAAGGGUUUGAGCUGUUGGGCGCUUUUAACUGGUCUGAUCAUUUGCCUUGGUUUAAUUACUUCUAUGACCCGAAUCGUAUUAACGAUCGCUGCUCAAAGCUCGUUCCGCGAGUCCGAGAAUUCGUUCGAGGGAUCAUCGAAGAGCAUAGACGCCGUGGGAUGGAGAACUCGACGGACGAUGGUGAUUUCGUUGAUGUUUUGCUUGGUUUGGACGGUGGAGAGAAGCUUCAUGAAGAUGACAUGAUCGCUGUUUUAUGGGAAAUGAUUUUCAGGGGAACCGAUACGAUUGCUUUGUUGACCGAGUGGGUUAUGGCCGAGUUGGUUCUCCAUCCGCGGGUGCAGGAGCGGCUUCACAGGGAACUAAACGGUGUCGGAGGAAGUUUGAGAGACGCUGACGUGGCAAGGCUCCCUUACUUGCAAGCCGUGGUGAAGGAGACUCUUCGUGUCCAUCCUCCGGGCCCACUACUUUCUUGGGCUCGUCUUUCCACAUCGGACGUCCAGCUCAGCAACGGAAUGCUUAUUCCCGCCAACACUACUGCCAUGGUGAACAUGUGGGCCAUCACACACGAUGCCCAGGUGUGGGAAGACCCCUUGGAGUUCAGGCCUGAAAGGUUCAUUGAAAGCGAGGGAGGUGCUGACGUGGACGUUCGAGGUGGUGACACGAGGCUCGCACCGUUUGGGGCUGGGCGCAGGGUGUGCCCAGGCAAGAAUCUAGGGUUAGCCACGGUGACACUCUGGGUGGCUAAUUUGGUGCACCACUGUAGAUGGACUCAGGACGCGGCGCACCCGGUUGAUUUGAGUGAAGUGCUGAAGCUCUCUUGUGAGAUGAAGUAUCCUCUUCAUGCUGUGGCUGUCCAAAGGAAUGGUUGACUUCUGGGGGCGUCUUAAUUAAUUAAUUAGUAUUAUUGUAAGUUAAUCCACUGGUUAAGUACGGUUGUUUUCCCUUAAUUAUCUAUAGUCUUUUAAAAGUCUGUUGUUUAGGUAUUAUAGGAUAUUAAUUAAUGUGGAUUAACAGUUGGGAUUGUAGCAAGGGGCUCCAGUUUUGGAAAUGGUUUGUAAGGAUCCCUUUUAAUUGAAAUGCUAGUGUAUUAUAAAAUAUUUAACUUUAUUGUAACCGGUGUUAUUCAUUUUCUCCA
This is a messenger RNA of Tripterygium wilfordii, 1897 nucleotides long. RefSeq names its product cytochrome P450 78A7-like. Gene Ontology annotation, molecular function: heme binding; oxidoreductase activity, acting on paired donors, with incorporation or reduction of molecular oxygen; monooxygenase activity. Lineage: Eukaryota; Viridiplantae; Streptophyta; Magnoliopsida; Celastrales; Celastraceae. The record is from RefSeq and is a predicted model, not a curated record. The coding region runs from base 30 to 1631 and encodes 533 amino acids. The transcript has 2 exons.